GAGGAGCCCCAGUCCGGGAUUCCCAGCUGCUCCCAUUCUCUAACCAGGACUGAGCACAGACGACCCGCCAUGGAGCUGGGGCUGAGUUUGGUGGUCCUGGCUGCUCUUUUACAAGGUGUCCAGGCUGAGGUGCAGCUCGUGGAGUCUGGGGGAGGCUUGGUGCAGGCUGGGGGGUCUCUGAGACUCUCCUGUGCAGCCUCUGGAUUCACUUUCGAUGAUUAUGCCAUAGGCUGGUUCCGCCAGGCCCCAGGGAAGGAGCGUGAGGGGGUCUCAUGUAUUAGUAGUAGUGAUGGUAGCACAUACUAUGCAGACUCCGUGAAGGGCCGAUUCACCAUCUCCAGUGACAACGCCAAGAACACGGUGUAUCUGCAAAUGAACAGCCUGAAACCUGAGGACACGGCCGUUUAUUACUGUGCAGCAGA
Molecule: messenger RNA, 422 nt
Organism: Vicugna pacos (alpaca)
Lineage: Eukaryota; Metazoa; Chordata; Mammalia; Artiodactyla; Camelidae
Source: RefSeq, a predicted model, not a curated record